Mangifera indica (mango) is the source of this 2072-nucleotide messenger RNA. RefSeq lists its product as uncharacterized. Gene Ontology annotation, biological process: signal transduction; negative regulation of DNA-templated transcription. The record is from RefSeq and is a predicted model, not a curated record. The transcript is spliced from 2 exons. Gene Ontology annotation, cellular component: nucleus. NCBI's taxonomy places the organism in Eukaryota, Viridiplantae, Streptophyta, Magnoliopsida, Sapindales, Anacardiaceae. Bases 243 to 1733 code for a protein of 496 amino acids.
AAGCUAUUACGUGUCAAUUACCGCCUUGUUCACUUCUCCUGUCUUGCCAAGUGGAGGUUUCUGUAUCUCUUUGGCUUCCUUUCCCUUGGUUUCUUUUUCUCCUCUCAUAAAAUCUGACAAACGGACACAGAGAGGAACCCCCUAGAAAACAAUUUAAGUGAUUUCGUUGGUUUAUGUGUUUGUUUUGAAUAUGCAAUUGUAACUUGAAGUUUGUGAGUCGUUAAAUAGACAAUUGAUUUACAAUGAUAGCGCUGAAGAAAGAAGAAGAAAUGGAGCUGGAGUUAGGAUUGUCAAUUGGUGGAGGUUUUAAAAGAUCAGAGAAAGUGAACCCCAUCAAAAGCGAACAGGUUCAGAUUGAAAGGAUGAGAGAUCCAAGAACUAGUUGUUUCGAUAUAGAUCUGAGAGAUAAUCAUCCAUCAUUUUCGACUGAUCUCCGGCUUGCCAGAGUGGGUGUUCAUUCCCUGGCAAAACGCGAGAUUGAGGUAUUAAGGAGACAGGAAGCUAAGAAGAAACGACAAGAGAAACAUCAACAGAAAAGAAUAACAAAAGGUGAAGAGUGCAUCGACAGUGGUCUUGGAGUUAUUCACGAUACCAAGAUGUGGUUAAAAUCACCAAAACUGGAGACUGCAGAACGGGAGUUCGGUGCAAACGAAAGAGAAUGCAAGAAAAGUAGAGUAGAGGAUAACGGAUCCCGAGACAACAAUGCGGAGAUGAAAAUGAAAAAUGUGAAUCUGAAUUUUACCGGAGAGCAAAACGUCAAUAACAUGAAUCAAAAUCUCAGCUUAAGUUCUAAUCCAUCAGCAUUCUCCUCGUCUACAGUCUAUCCGGUUAUGUUCCCUUACCCACCUAUACAGUUCGUCCAGUUCCCGCACGGAGUACCAUAUCCUUGUGUGAAUGUAGUACCGUUUUGGGGAUAUGGCGGAGUUUGUACGGGGAAUGAGCAGGAUGCAAAUGUGGUGCAGUCCUUGGUGAGUCAGAGUUUUAGGCUGUUUCAACCCGUUGGUGGUCAUCUACUGGCUUUCAAUGUAGGUGAUGGGUGUGCUUCGAACCAGGAUAACAGGAAAGCAGGGUCCCAUCGCUCGCCCAUGGGCAGUUCCUCUGUAGUUUCGGAUUACCGGGACGCUUCUUAUGAAGGUGGUGGCAGUAGCGAAACCAGAAGUCAUUCAAUUUACUCCCUGCCAGAACAACAUUAUGAAUUGCAUGGCUCAAAAGUAAAUGAUACAAAAGGCCAGUCUGAACACAGUGCAUCAUCGCAUUUGAGGGAAGCUGCUCAAGUUGAUGAUGAAAUGACAAACUGUACCAAGCCAAAGCAUACAUCAAAUAAUGCUCAAUGCAGCCCUGCUGCAAACUGCACGCCAAACUGUAUUGCAUCCAAGAUUGUCCAGUUGAGCUCAACGAAUAAACCUGUGGAAGGUGUGUCUUCUACUGAAAAUCGACCGGCCCCUUGUGUAUUGCAGGAAUCCAAGAGGGACAUAGAGAAGCCUCCAAAGCCUCAAAUUCAGAAUCAAAAUACUCUUUCCCUUCCCCAAAUGCCAUGUGUUUCGACAACUGGGAAUGGUCCCAAUGGAAAAACCAUUAAUGGGUUUCUGUACAGAUAUACAAAAACGGAGGUUAGCAUCAUUUGUGUCUGCCACGGAACUUCCUUCUCGCCUGCUGAGUUUGUUCGGCAUGCUGGUGGCACGGAUGUAUCAAAUCCUCUGAAGCAUAUUACCGUGAUUCGAUCUGCCUUUUGAUUUUGAACAUGAAGUUGCAGAGAAGGCUGAUGGCUUUGUUGUAUGAGUUAGCCAGGUAGAUGGUAUAUACUUUUGACUUCAUGGAGCUCUUCCUGGCAAGUAAACGGAGGAGACUCUCCUAUCCUUAUAUUUUUUAUAAACUCUUCUUAACUGAACAGAGCUGAUUUCAGGUCAUGGGUCUGUUUUAAUUUUCCCCCUUUUUUCUACUGUUUUUCGACAAAUGCAUAUGCUGAUUAAUGUAGGAUGUGCCGAUCACAUUAUGCUUUUUGUUUUGCAGUUGUACCAUUAUAAAACCAAAAAAAGAAAACUUACAAUCUGAUUACAUAUAUAUGAUAAAAA